CAAAAUGUCGAACCUCGCCGAUCCAGUUGCGUUCGCUAAGGACUUCCUCGCUGGUGGUAUCUCUGCCGCGGUCUCCAAAACAGCAGUAGCUCCCAUCGAGCGUGUCAAGCUGCUGCUCCAAGUCCAGCAUGUCAGCAAACAAAUCGCCGUAGACCAGCGCUACAAAGGUAUCGUCGACGCCUUCGUCCGCAUUCCCAAAGAGCAGGGUCUGCUCUCAUUCUGGCGUGGUAACUUCGCCAACGUCAUCAGGUACUUCCCUACCCAGGCGCUAAACUUCGCUUUCAAGGACAAGUACAAGCAGGUCUUCCUCGGAGGUGUAGACAAGCACACCCAGUUCUGGCGCUACUUCGCCGGUAACCUUGCGUCCGGUGGUGCCGCCGGAGCUACCUCCCUAUGUUUCGUGUACCCACUCGACUUCGCCCGUACCCGUCUCGCCGCCGAUGUCGGCAAAGGUGAUGGACAACGUGAGUUCACCGGUCUCGGAAACUGCAUCAGCAAGAUCUUCAAAUCCGACGGUUUGACCGGUCUGUACAGAGGUUUCGGUGUGUCCGUACAAGGUAUCAUUAUCUACCGUGCGGCCUACUUCGGUUUCUAUGACACCGCCCGCGGCAUGUUGCCCGACCCCAAGAACACACCCAUCGUCAUCAGCUGGGCCAUCGCACAGGCUGUCACCACAGUUGCCGGUAUCAUCUCGUAUCCCUUCGACACGGUCCGUAGGCGUAUGAUGAUGCAGUCUGGACGUGCCAAGGGCGAUAUCCUCUACAAGAACACCAUCCACUGCUGGGCGACCAUCGCGAAGACUGAGGGAGGUUCCGCCUUCUUCAAGGGUGCCUUCUCCAACGUCCUCAGAGGCACAGGUGGUGCUUUCGUACUCGUCUUAUAUGACGAGAUCAAGAAGCUCCUCUAAAUCUAAUGUAAGAAUUGUUACCAUAAUUUCAAUUGUGAUUUAAAAUCACCGAUAGGCACUCUCCUGAAAUCAUGUAUUAUUUAGACGCGAAAUAACAUCCUAGUAACUUAUUUUUAGUUAAAUAAAGUGUUAUACGAUGAUUCCAGAAAAAAAUUGUUUCAUUAAUAUUAUAAAUUAUUGUUACAUAAUUGUUCAACAUAGGCUGAAUGAUAAAAACAGUUUAAUGUUCUACUUUGCUUAAUUAAAAAAAUUAAAUUUAACUAUGUAAUUGUUCCAAAUUUGAAUUUAGAAUUAUAUGAAAUUCUUUUCUAUAACUGUGACAGUUAUGUAACAAGCUCACAUUAGUAUAUUGGUCAAAGUUUGAUUCAAGUUCACUGUGAACUCAUUAAAUAUCUUAGUUUAGUCGAAGUGAUAUAUUAACUGUUCUUCUAGAUUAAUCAUAACCUCUAAAUAUACAUAAAGGGAGUGAUAAGUGUAGCGACUGAUGUUGUUAUGUAAUGCUUGAAUUAAAUUUGCUGUGAAUUAUCUUAAUCAAAUGAGGGCAGCUGUUAUGUAACGCUGAUCCUGAAUGGUUAUGGGUGUGAGUGAUACUUCAUUUCUAGUGCUCAGUGUUCAGGGAUUUAUGUAACUCAGUAGGUAACAGUGAAUGUGUGAGUGGAUCGCAUUAAUAUUGUGAAUUGUUCCUCGGUGUGAGUUUUUUGAAUAAAAUUCAUACAAAACGAGUGAUUAUAAUAUGAAAAUGUUGAUAUGUGUUUUUAUUGCUGUUACCUACUUAGUUAUCCUUAAACUUUAGAACAUUACUGAUGUCUCUGUUAAGCAAGCAAUACAUAAUUAAAUAAUUGAAACUUAAAAAUCUUA
This is a messenger RNA of Vanessa atalanta (red admiral), 1765 nucleotides long. It is a transcript of the gene Ant, whose product is annotated as ADP,ATP carrier protein. NCBI's taxonomy places the organism in Eukaryota, Metazoa, Arthropoda, Insecta, Lepidoptera, Nymphalidae. Bases 5 to 907 code for a protein of 300 amino acids. Gene Ontology annotation, molecular function: ATP:ADP antiporter activity. Gene Ontology annotation, biological process: mitochondrial ADP transmembrane transport; mitochondrial ATP transmembrane transport. The transcript has a single exon. Gene Ontology annotation, cellular component: mitochondrial inner membrane. The record is from RefSeq and is a predicted model, not a curated record.